Molecule: messenger RNA, 846 nt
Organism: Antrostomus carolinensis (chuck-will's-widow)
Lineage: Eukaryota; Metazoa; Chordata; Aves; Caprimulgiformes; Caprimulgidae
Gene: PDZD9
Product: PDZ domain containing 9
Molecular function (GO): protein binding
Source: RefSeq, a predicted model, not a curated record
AUGGCAAGUACAGUCCCUUCCCUCAUGUCAGCAGUAGGGUGUGAAACCAAUCUGCUGGAAAUUUAGAAGUUAAUCUCCUCUAUAAAAAUUGAUUUGAAAAAUUAAAUUUUUGGGCAAUUGCCAGCACUGGAAAACAUCUCUCAGCACACACUGAUUGCAGUAUUAAAGGCAAAUAUUAGGAUGUGUGAAUAAGGAUUGGGUCUCAUAAUCAUACAGAAUGGGCCAUAUCUCCAAAUAACAAGCCUUGCUGAGAAAAGCUCUGCAGUUAACAAUGAAAAGCUAAAACCAGGUGACGUUCUAAUAAAAAUUGGACAUGCAAACGUUUUAGGAUGGACUCUCCAAGAGCUUAGGCAGCUCCUGCACAAUAUUCCUAUAGGAACUACUCUACAAAUCAGAGUUUACAGAGAUUUUGUUGAAGUACCUCAACACUGGUAAAGUGCAGUUGAAUUAAUUCCUGAAGUAAAGCUUCCUGUGAUGACAUCAAACACAAGCGAAGAUGCUGAGGAUGAAGACAGUAUCAGGCCCAGUAGCAAUGAUGAUGUACUUGAAAACUAGUAUAAAUCUUCCCAGUCAUACUGGUUUGAGUUCACUUGUAAGUUACCAUCAACAUCCAAAAUGUGGCAGGGACCUGAUCCAGGCCAAACACUUAGAGUAGGCACAGACACUGGUUGUGAUGCUGUACUUCAUAACAAUGUUGAUGCAUUGUGCAAUCUUAAGUUUGAUGCUAGUGGUGUUAGACCUCAUUCACACUGGGCUAUGGAAAACAAUGAGACCAGUUCCUCUUCCUCCUGCCCUUCUGUAUCCAAUACAUCCUAUCUGGAAGAAUUUACCUUUGUUUCAGAAUAG